AGUUCAUUAUUUUAACCUCGUCAGUGAUACACUUUCUUUUCGGUCCGAAAUCGCCCAUCGAUCAACAUGGGUACGACUCCUUUCCGCCCCCAAGGAACAUGAUCACGAAAAAGCAUGAGUUUCAAGGAACGACCCCCCGACACAAAUCCACAAACAAUUGGCUGUGAUCCAAAUACGAACUCCACGAAACGCAACAGCGGCCUGUUCGCCUUCUGGAAAUGGUUCAAGCCAUCAACAUCGCGCGAAUCCAUAGACGCGGACCUACAAGUAUCGCGUUCGAGUAGCUGCGACAGCUUGAAUUCCUCGCACAGUGCCGGUACGGUGGCGUCGUUCUCCUUUAUCGCUCCCGGUGAUUACAAAAGUUCCGUGUCCGAAAAGUGCAUCGCCCCCGGCCCCGAGACCGACACGUACAAGGCCAGGCUGAAGCAGCGCGACAGGACGCGCGAGAAGGACAAGAACCUGACGCUCCGGAAGAAGUACAAUCUCUUCUUCAACAGGGACUUCUCGCUGCGGUCGAAGCACAAGCCGGCCGAGGUCGAGAACUCCAAGAGCCUGCCGCUGAUGCCGCGCGGCGCCAUCGAGGAGACCAUGGAGGAGACGAAGGUGCACCGGCGGACGAACAGCGAGAGUUCGAAGAUCCGCAAAGCGGGCGCCUACGUGCACGUGAAGGGCAAGCGGAAAGCGCCCCAGCCGCCCGGCCAUCAAGCCCAUCAGGACGAUCCGAGGACCAACAGCUUGAAGAGGAAGAAGCGCUUGGCCCCGCCGCCUCCGACCAUCGUCGAAGACGGGGUGAACGCGGCCGAUGAGGCGGGCGUUAUUUGUAACGAUUCGUUAAAAUUAGAUCACGGCGUAUUGAAACCCGUCAAAGAAUCGGACAAACCUACUACGGAUCAAAAUAGCGCGACGAACUCCCCCACCGCCGCAAGGUCGGCCGCUGUUGACGCUCCCGUCUCUCCUAGAGCGUGGUACAAGAGGAACAUGCCGGACAAAACGAAAAAGGACAAAGUCGAAAAUAAAUACGAGCCGAUCGAGCGCCUUCCCGAAGUUCCGUUCUCCAGAAAUUCCUCUCUUGAUUUAACCUUAGAUGAUGUAAAAAUAGAAAGGAAAAAGGAGGAGAAACGAAAAUCCGGCAUGACUUUCCUCACGAACAUCAGCGAGCUAGACAGAGAAGCGCACGAAAUAGUUAAAAACAAGUCGGCCGAUUAUCAAGAGAUGCCCGAAUUCAUGCGCCCCAAAAACGCCAAAGGCGAAACCGAAGAAUGGGUCUCGCCCAAACGACGCUCCGCCAAAGACCUAAUAGCCAAAUUCAACGCCAUAGCGAGUGUUAGAAAAGUCAACGUGUUCGGCUCCAACAAAGACAAACUAUUAGAGAAACAAAUCAGUUUGGACGAGACGCGACGAAGACAGGAAAUGAUACUGGAAAACCACAAGAAACGUCUGGAAGAAAUCGACAGCAAGAAAAACCUGCCGCUCAUGAAAUCCGAAAGCGCCAACGCGAUCAAACCGAAACCAGAAGCGCAGAAGAGCUGGUCCUGUCCGGACUGCAACAUCACCAACGACUACUGGAGGAUCAUCUGUCGCGUCUGCUCGAAGAUUAAGCCCGACUUCGACGAUUUCUCGGCGUCGCCGAAGCCCGAGCGGAAGGACCUCGCGCCGCUCAAGAAGGCCGAAAUAAACUUCGAACGCUCCAAAACCCAAAUUGGAUUCUCGGCGUUGCUCAACUACAAUCACAGCAAACUCAAGGCGAGCGGCUCCACUGAAAAAGUCGACCAAGACAGCAAGCGCGAGGAAAAGGAGAAGCUGAAGAAAAUGCUCAUCGAAAUGAAAAACUCGUUGCCGAAGCGCCAGGUGAAUCAAGCGCAAAGGAAAACCAACACUUCGAGCGUAAUAAUAGAAAACCCCGAAGACGCGAUUAAGGACGACGACGAAGCAGUCAAGGAGAAAACGCAGGAAGAAAAAGUGGCCGAAAUCCUCAUAGGAACCACCACUACGGUGUACGAAAAUAUAAAAGUGAAGAAAACCGACAAUCCUAGACCAUUAAAAGUGUCCACAUCAGCCCAAACAACGGCGGCGGUUCGCCAGCAACUUCCUCCUUCAACCAUAUCUAACUUGGUCGCAGACCAGCGCAACAAAGCCGAUUACCAGCUGAUGCAGGCCAAGGACUUCGAGAACAUUUACUCCCAAUCCAGCCAAUCUGCAGCGAAAAUGUACGCGAAUUUGGUGCGCAGCGACGAGCUGUCGUUGUUCUUCAACAUACCGAAGGAGGCACCCAAGAAAGACGAGAAGUGCUCCAGGAACCUGACCAGGACCGAUAGCUUGCAGAUCAACAGGCUAUUGAAGAAACUGGAGCUGGCGAUUUCUAAGGGGGAAUUGACCGAGUCGUCGAAUAUCGCCAGGGAGCUGGCCUUGUUGAAAGUCAAUUGCUCGGUGGUCAGGCACAAAACGUUAGCUUCGAGGGAGAAAUCGAAGAAAAUACAAAUAGAAAUGUACGUAGAGGACAAAAUCUCCCAUAGAGGCCCCUUUCCAGUGGAAGUAUCACCGGAGCAGACGUUAGCGCGACUAAAGGACCAGGUGGAGAAGGAAUUUGAAAUACCCAAGGCCUUCCAACGCUGGAUCCUCGGCAAAGACCUAGUAACAGACGAUAAUUCGAAACUGAAAGACUUCGGUAUAACCAGAGACGAUUGCCCGGUUUUCUUGUAUUUAGUGGCCCCAGAAGCUAGUGAAGCCGCAAAGAAACCUUCCAUUGACGUCAGAAAUAUGCCCUCUACAUCCAAACAAAAUAUCGGUGCCAGUAUAAUAGAUACGACUUUUAAAUUGGAAUCAAAUUCUUCACCGAUAAAUAAGGAAGCUAGCGAGCCUAAAUUGGAGUAUAAACCUCCCAAGAUAUCAAAUCCCUUCAAAGACAAAUUGGAACCUAAAUUUAGCCAAGUAAUUUGCAGUAAUCGAACGCCUAAAAUCGUUAAUGUAAUACCUAAAUCCACCGAAUUGGCAUCAAAACCAGAAGACAAUGAAGAAAAUACCAAGAACAAAGAAGAACUUCCUCCGCUUAAGAACGAAGCCUCUUCAUCAAAAACCGAAAUCACUAAAUUUAAAAAAGAACGCACUCCUACAAGAGUCGAAAUAAAGCAAGUCCAGCAAUCCUCGAGACCUAUGGAAGUGUUAAAGGUAGAAAUAAAAUCAACACAAGUGCCUGCAACAGUAAUAGAAACCGUGAAAGUAGAAGUAGAAGCUAACGACUCGAAAUCGAUUCUGAUUCCAAUCACAAUCGAAAAUGAUCUCAAUCCCACAGCUACCUCUUCGGGAUCCCCGAAACUGCUAAAAUCUAAAGCAGAACCACCGAAACCACAAGUGGCACCGCUGGAUCCCAGCCUGGAAGUGAAGCCGAUUGUCCAGCAAGUAUUUCCCACAAUCAACCAACCGAAAUCUGGGGAUUUAAAGGUUCCCCCGAAAGCCAAAGAAGAGGAGGAUUUCUCCGAUUACGAGUCGAGAACCCUGAAGCCUCUAAAAGAAUGGGAAUGCCACUUGUGCACUCUACUCAAUCCCGUAAGCAGUAACGUUUGCGCCGUUUGCUCGACGGUUAGAGUAAGAACGAAAGUUGAAGUCAAGACCGAGGAAGCAGCUUCGACGGAAGCGCAAACUUACUACCAGCUAUUGAAUUUAGAUAAUACCGAUUUAAUAGAAAACGUGGAACCGUUUACUUGCUUGGUUUGUUUCGCUGAAAUUCCGGCUAAAGAAGGCGUCACGCUCAGGGAGUGCUUGCAUCAAUUCUGCAAGCCUUGCCUGUCGCAAACCGUAGAGUUUUCGGACGAGGCGGAGGUCAGGUGCCCGUACAGAGACGAGAAUUACGCCUGCAAUAUCAGCCUGCAAGACAGGGAAAUAAAGGCGCUAGUUUCUGCUGGAGUUUACGAGCAACAUUUGGCCAAAUCCGUGGCGCAAGCUGAGAACAAAAUAGACAAUUCCUUUCAUUGCAAGACGCCGGAUUGUAAGGGCUGGUGCGUUUACGAGGACAACGUUAACGAGUUCAAGUGUCCCGUAUGCAAAAAGACGAAUUGUUUAACAUGUCAGGCAAUCCAUACCGGACUGAACUGCAGGCAAUUCCAGGAGAGGAUCAAGGACGACGCCAAUUUGGACGAAGACGGGAAGAAGACGAAAGCCAUGUUGGAGGAGAUGGUGCAGAAAGGAGAGGCCAUCGAGUGCCCGACUUGCCGGGUGAUUUUGAUGAAGAAAUGGGGUUGCGAUUGGUUGAGAUGUUCGAUGUGUAAAACGGAAAUUUGUUGGGUGACGAGAGGGCCGAGAUGGGGCCCUUUCGGCAAGGGCGACACGUCCGGGGGCUGCCAAUGCGGCGUUAACGGAGUCAAGUGCCAUCCGAAAUGUAAUUAUUGCCAUUAAAACAAUCUAGUUUAUGAAAUGUGUAAGAUCUCAUUAAGCGACGUUUUAUAGGAAAUUAUCUACUCGAAUUUAGACUAUGUUUUUGUAAACUGGAUUGUAAAUUUUUCCUUUUUGAUACCUCAAAGAGGCUUAUUAUAAUCAGCUUUUCUGCCAAAGGUUCUAAAGAAAAUGAACUGAACGAUGUAAAUGAUACGAUUAUGUGAUUAAUUAGCAGUGAAAUAUGUAAUAAUUUUAAGUUUCUG
Molecule: messenger RNA, 4631 nt
Organism: Phyllotreta striolata
Lineage: Eukaryota; Metazoa; Arthropoda; Insecta; Coleoptera; Chrysomelidae
Source: the annotation of a GenBank genome assembly